Fusarium musae is the source of this 648-nucleotide messenger RNA. RefSeq lists its product as uncharacterized. The record is from RefSeq and is a predicted model, not a curated record. Lineage: Eukaryota; Fungi; Ascomycota; Sordariomycetes; Hypocreales; Nectriaceae. The transcript has a single exon. The coding region runs from base 1 to 648 and encodes 215 amino acids.
AUGGCCUCCGAUUUCGAGAAACAAAGCUACUGGCACAAGCGCUUCUCGUCCGAAAAAGCCUUCGAAUGGCUUCUUCCGUCGGCCGAUUUCAUGCCGCUCGUCAAGCCCGUUCUCGACCGGCUUGACCCGGCCACGGCCCGCAUCCUCCACAUUGGCUUCGGGACGAGCGACCUGCAGAAUCAUUUCCGGUCACGGGGCUUCCGCGAUGUUCUCAACGUCGACUAUGAACCACUCGCUAUUGAUCGAGGUCGCGAUCUCGAAGAGCAAGCUUUUGGAGACAUCCAAAUGCGAUAUGAUGUGCAGGAUGCUACACAACUAGAUCUGUGCGAGAAGUUUGAUCUUAUCGUUGACAAAAGUACGGUCGAUGCGAUUUCAUGUGGUGGUGAAAUGGCGCUGCGGCGGAUGGCUGCUGGCAUAAAGCGUUGUCUUGCAGAUGGUGGCGUUUGGAUCUCAUUCAGUUAUUCAGCCUACCGAUUUGACCUGGAUGACUUUCCAUUCGACGUUGAGGUCCUUGCCAAAGUCUUGACUCAGAAAACGUUGCCGAAUGAUCCAGAUAUAUACCACUGGUGUUAUCUUCUUCGGCCAAAAGCAGAUACGGCUCCGGGUUCCCCUAUAAGUACGGACGACAACCCUGCGGGAGAAGGCUGA